GCAUGGUUUGGGCACCCACCUUCUCCAUCUCACAUUUACACUCCCUCGUCUGGCACCACUGGGGACGCGCCGCCCACCCCAGCCGGCAGCUCUAGAGAGAAUCCUCUCCGCGGGUCUAGAACACCUCCUUGGGUCUGUGACCAGGAGAAUAGCACUGAACGUGGGUCGGGACAGGAUCUUUCCUAUUCUGCGCAGACGAGUCCCAACUCUGCCACUCCUUGGUCCAGCCCUGCGGUGACCCCAAGAUUCGUGACCUGGCCAUUGGCGUGGGUCACCCUCAGGCGGUGGAAGCCGCGCAGGGCAGGGACGACCAGCGAUCGCGGCGCAGGAACCUGGUGGGGAAGGUGCUGCCGGGCACACCCGGGACAGCGCGCGGUGUCCAGCAACUGUGCCCCCCUCCUUCCCGCCAGCGGCCACAGUCCCGGAGGCAGCAGCUGCAGCAGCGGCAACUGCUCGCAUCCCGGCCCAGCUCGGGUUACUCCCCUCCUCCUCCAGCAUCUCGGGCCAGACGGGCAAACCUCGUUCAAGUUUGCAGCAAGUACUUUCCUAGUGCGCAAAACUGGGGGGCUGGAAACUGGUUAAGACCUGCUUCCUUUCCCGCGUGUCCACCUUUGCGCGUAAACGAAGACUCCCAAGUGUUGCUGUCUUGUGGGACAUUGUUUGGAACCGAUUUUGUUUUUCGGCAGGCGUAGGGUGAAGAGCGGGGGAAAAAAAGGUUGCGCUUCGAAUCUCAGGAUCUCGGGAUCUGCAAGAAGUCAUCCAUCCAACCAUGGGCAUCAUUCUGAUUCCUUCACUUCAUCAAGUAUCAGUAACAUGUGGCUGUUAUUCUUCAGAAAAAAUGGUUAUUUCUUUGAACUCGUGCCUGGGCUUUAUCUGUUUAUUGUUAUGCCGCUGGAUUGGGACUGCAUCACCUUUGAAUCUUGAAGAUCCUAAUGUGUGUAGCCAUUGGGAAAGCUACUCAGUGACUGUGCAAGAGUCAUACCCACAUCCCUUUGAUCAAAUUUACUACACUAGCUGCACUGAUAUUCUCAACUGGUUUAAAUGCACACGGCACAGAAUCAGUUAUCGGACAGCCUAUCGACAUGGGGAAAAAACUAUGUAUAGGCGCAAAUCCCAGUGUUGUCCUGGAUUUUAUGAAAGCAGGGAAAUGUGUGUCCCCCACUGCACUGACAAAUGUGUCCAUGGUCACUGCAUUGCUCCAAACACCUGUCAGUGUGAGCCUGGCUGGGGUGGGACCAACUGCUCCAGUGCCUGCGACGGUGAUCACUGGGGACCCCAUUGCAGCAGCCGAUGCCAGUGCAAAAAUGGGGCUCUGUGCAACCCCAUCACAGGGGCUUGCCACUGUGCUGCAGGCUUCCGGGGCUGGCGCUGCGAGGGACGCUGUGAGCAGGGCACCUACGGUAAUGACUGUCACCAGAGAUGCCAGUGCCAGAAUGGAGCCACCUGCGACCAUGUCACAGGAGGGUGCCGCUGCCCACCAGGAUACACUGGAGCCUUCUGUGAGGAUCUGUGUCCCCCUGGCAAACAUGGUCCGCAGUGCGAGCAGAGAUGCCCCUGCCAAAAUGGAGGAGUGUGCCAUCACGUCACUGGAGAAUGUUCCUGCCCUUCUGGCUGGAUGGGCACAGUGUGUGGUCAGCCUUGCCCCGAGGGUCGCUUUGGAAAGAACUGUUCCCAGGAAUGUCAGUGCCAUAAUGGAGGGACGUGUGAUGCUGCCACAGGCCAAUGUCACUGCAGUCCAGGAUACACAGGGGAGCGGUGCCAGGACGAAUGUCCCGUUGGGACAUACGGAGUUGGCUGCGCGGAGACCUGCCAGUGCGUCAAUGGAGGGAAGUGCUAUCACGUGAGCGGCGCGUGCCUCUGCGAAGCCGGCUUUGCUGGUGAGCGCUGCGAGGCGCGCCUGUGUCCCGAGGGGCUGUACGGCAUCAAGUGUGACAAGCGGUGUCCCUGCCAUCUGGACCACACACAUAGCUGUCACCCCAUGUCUGGAGAGUGUGCCUGCAAGCCAGGCUGGUCUGGACUCUACUGUAAUGAGACAUGCUCUCCUGGAUUCUACGGGGAAUCUUGCCAGCAGAUCUGCAGCUGCCAAAACGGGGCUGACUGUGACAGUGUGACUGGAAAGUGCACCUGUGCCCCAGGAUUCAAAGGAAUUGACUGCUCCAUCCCAUGCCCUCUGGGAACCUAUGGGAUAAACUGCUCCUCUCACUGUGGUUGUAAAAAUGAUGCCAUCUGCUCCCCUGUGGAUGGUUCUUGCACUUGCAAAGCAGGCUGGCACGGGGUGGACUGCUCCAUCCGCUGUCCCAGCGGCACGUGGGGCUUUGGCUGUAACUUAACAUGCCAGUGCCUCAACGGGGGAGCUUGCAACACCCUGGAUGGAACCUGCACGUGUGCACCAGGAUGGCGUGGAGAGAAAUGCGAACUUCCCUGCCAGGAUGGCACGUAUGGGCUCAACUGUGCUGAGCGCUGUGACUGCAGCCACGCAGAUGGCUGCCACCCCACCUCAGGCCACUGCCGCUGCCUCCCCGGAUGGUCAGGUGUCCACUGUGACAGUGUGUGUGCUGACGGACGCUGGGGCCCCAACUGCUCCCUGCCCUGCUACUGUAAAAAUGGGGCUUCAUGUUCCCCCGACGAUGGCAUCUGUGAGUGUGCGCCAGGAUUCAGAGGCACCACUUGUCAGAGAAUUUGCUCCCCUGGAUUUUAUGGGCAUCGCUGCAGUCAGACGUGUCCGCAGUGUGUGCACAGCAGUGGGCCCUGCCACCACAUCACGGGCCUGUGUGACUGCCUUCCUGGCUUCACAGGUGCCCUCUGCAAUGAGGUAUGUCCCAGUGGCAGAUUUGGAAAAAACUGUGCAGGAAUUUGUACCUGCACCAACAACGGAACCUGUAACCCCAUCGACAGAUCUUGUCAGUGUUAUCCGGGUUGGAUCGGCAGUGACUGCUCUCAACCAUGUCCACCUGCCCACUGGGGCCCGAACUGCAUUCACACGUGCAACUGCCACAACGGGGCCUUCUGCAGUGCCUAUGAUGGGGAAUGCAAAUGCACUCCUGGCUGGACGGGGCUCUACUGCACUCAGAGAUGCCCUCUGGGGUUUUAUGGAAAGGACUGUGCACUGAUAUGCCAGUGUCAGAACGGAGCUGACUGUGACCACAUCUCUGGGCAGUGUACGUGCCGCACUGGAUUCAUGGGGAAGCACUGUGAACAGAAGUGUCCUGCAGGAACCUAUGGCUAUGGCUGUCGCCAGAUAUGUGACUGUCUGAACAACUCUACCUGCGACCACAUCACCGGGACCUGUUAUUGCAGCCCAGGGUGGAAAGGGGCACGAUGUGAUCAAGCUGGUGUUAUAAUCGUUGGGAAUCUGAACAGCCUAAGCCGGACCAGUGCGGCGCUGCCCGCUGACUCCUACCAGGUCGGGGCCAUCGCGGGCGUCAUCAUUCUUGUCCUAGUUGUUCUCUUCCUACUGGCAUUGCUCGUUAUUUAUAGACACAAGCAGAAGGGAAAGGAAUCAAACAUGCCAGCAGUGACCUACACCCCCGCUGUGAGGGUCAUCAAUGCAGAUUAUACCAUUUCAGAAACCCUUCCUCACAGCAAUGGUGGAAAUGCUAACAGCCAUUACUUCACCAACCCCAGUUACCACACUCUUACCCAAUGUGCAACAUCCCCUCACGUCAACAACAGGGACCAGAUAACUAUUGCAAAGUCAAAAAACAAUCAGCUGUUUGUGAAUCUUAAAAACGUGAACCCUGGAAAGAGAGGCCCCAUGGUGGACUGCACGGGCACCCUUCCAGCAGACUGGAAACACGGUGGCUACCUCAACGAGCUCGGUGCUUUUGGACUUGACAGAAGUUAUAUAGGAAAAUCCUUAAAAGACCUGGUAAAGAAUUCUGAAUAUAAUUCCAGUAACUGCUCCCUAAGCAGUUCUGAAAACCCAUAUGCCACUAUUAAAGACCCACCUAUACUUAUUCCCAAAAACUCAGAGUGUGGCUAUGUGGAGAUGAAAUCGCCAGCACGGAGAGAUUCUCCAUAUGCGGAAAUCAAUAACUCCACUCCUGCCAACAGGAAUGUCUACGAAGUCGAACCUACAGUGAGUGUUGUACAAGGAAUAUUCAGCAAUAACGGGCAUCUCACUCAGGAUCCGUAUGACCUCCCAAAAAAUAGUCACAUCCCCUGUCAUUAUGACCUGCUGCCAGUCCGAGACAGUUCGUCCUCCCCCAAGCAAGAGGGUGGCAGUGGCAGUGGCAGCAGCAGCAGCGGCAGCAGCAGUGAAUGACACCAAAGGACACUGGUUAGCCGCUGGAACACUCUCCAGAACUGCAGUUCAGUUCUCCGUCCUCAAGUUAGCCACCAUAUAUGAAUGUUGACUGAUUUGAUAGGCAGUUGUUGGACGUGAACCAGAAAGCUCAAAGCUGAGGCUGACACUGGCUGUAGGCGCUUUUUGUACAGGUGGCUUGGAAGGAGAUACCAAUGUGAUUUCCCAUUGCCGUUAGUUUUAGAACUGCACCCAUGAAGCAUGACUUACUGUCAGAUCCUGGCUAAAAAACAUGAGCUCGCAGAACUCCUUUUGAGACGGGUUGCAGUGGACGUUGGUAUUACUGCUUGAAAAUUGAAAUUUAAAUAUUUUCCUUCUCAUUUUCAUUGUAGAGCUGUACCUAAGAUUGUGCAGUUUAUCAUAAAAUUCACUUCAUAAAAGUGGUGUGAAUCAAUAAACACAGAGAAGAAAAGGGGCAUAUUAUUAAGCCCUUACCAUUUAAUUUUUUUUCAGAUGGACUCAGAAGUGUAGGGAGAAUAUUAACAUAAGAGGAAACAUUCUGUCAAGUGGCAUAACUGGAUAGACUUUAAAUCAAUUAGAAGUGGAUAGCAAAUUUAAACAUGAAAACUUUAGACUUUUCAAAAAUGAGGAAAUGUAAAAUUAGAAUUAUUUUAUAAAUAGUAGAAGGAUUGCAAGAGUCAAUACACUGAUGUGCCAGGCAGAGGUGAUUUUUCUCCCUGUCUGAGCCAUAGCCCCCUUUGGAUCCGCAUUACUCUGAGCACUUGUCCCCAUCAUACACAUUCACCACUUGAGAUCCAUAACAUAUCAAUAAUUAUUUCAUAAAUAAAGAAAUGAAAUAAUUUAAUUUUUGACAGACUGGAUUGAAUGAGUGCGUAAUGAUUGGCAAAGGUUGUAAAUUUUAAGUGUAAGAAGAAGCUUAAGUUUUGUAAACCAUUAGUAAUACAUACUGUAAUAUAAAGUUAACAGAAAGUUUUGAUUAAUUUUUCCCUAGAAGUGACUGAAAUAUUUUUGUGCAUAUUUGAGAAAAGGGCACUUUCCUUUUAUUAAUUGUUGAUUUAGAGAAAUUAUGCUUAAGCUGGUCUUUUGCAUUGCUAAUAUGACAUGUACCCAUUUUUCAUUAAUUUGUAUUUCCAUUUUUAAGUUGCAUAUUCUAUGUUUUGUAGUGUUUGGAUUGUUAAUGAAAAUUUAUUAUAUUAUAUGUUCAUUGUUUCUUGUAUUAUUGCCACACAUCUUUUGCUUGGUAAAAAAAUGCAUUGGUCUCUUUUCUUUUGGAGGGAGGAUAUGAGAAUAUAUAUUAUAAUUCAAAUUUACUAAAACUGAUCAUUACUGAUUAUUACUAAAAUUUUAUCUUAGCCAUAAUACAGAUGGCUUAUGAUUGAAAUGGAGAAGACUUGUUAAUACUCUAAGAUGGAGUUCCUUUUGAUCUCUGAGUUCCCUGAGUCUGGGGCUGCAGCUCGCUAGGUCUCCAGUGAGGAACAUUCCCAUGGUGGUCACUGAAAAGUGACUACAUAGAUUAUAAGUUUGGAGGCUACUUGCAAAGAGCUAUAAAUAUGCUAAUUGUCUUCCUUAUUCAUAUAAACCAUUAGUCGAAGUGAUAUUUGCAAAAGAUCAAUGAGAAACUAUUUGGCAAAACAGGAAGAAGGAGGAAUUUUUACUGCAUGAGUGCCAUGGGCUGAUCUUUCUAAAGACCUUCAUACAGCGGUCCUAUCAUUGACCAUCCAAACUGGGACACUUUUAAGAGUAAAGAAGGGCAUUAUUAAUAUUUAUGCUGCCAUAGGCUUAAAUCAGGUCUGUUCCAUGUACACAGAACGUAUAGCCAUUCUUUGCAUAUGUAUCAUGCAAUAACAUUUUUCGCUCCAAGGUAGGUACCUCAUAAAAAUACAGAUAUGCUGCAAGAAAGGUGGUUUCUGUUUCUUGGAUCUCCCUGAACAAGCAAAGGGGUUGAAAGGCUGAAUUAAGAAGCAACUUCAUAAGGAAAAAUGAUGAUCUUCAUUCUUUUAAAGACAUGAAACCCUUAUGGCAUUAUGUCUCAAUGAAUCAAUUAACAAAUAUGUGGUGUGCACCCAUUUGCCAAUAGUAUACAUAAGGCAUUGUUCCUGCCUAUUAUUGAGCUGAGAUAUUCAGUUAUUUCAUGUUGCAUGCCUGCCCCUGUAAUGGCGAUUUCUUCAGGUGGAUGACAGAACAAACACACUUAGAACUCUCACUCCUUUGAUGGCCAUUUCUCUUAAGGAACCUCAAAGUUAAUUCAAGAAAAUAUGGAAUUGUCUGGAACACACCAUAGAGACAACUGAUUUAUUCUAAUAGUUAACCACUGGCCGAUCCUUGACUAUAGGUUAUAGGGUAUAAGGUAUAAGGAUCUAAUUAAGACAUUUGUGGUUCAGUAGCCAUAAAGAGUCCUUUUUGACAAGAAAAAGCCAAGACAUUAUUUCCUUCUUUGUUAAAGAUCUUUUCAGAGCUCCAUGAUAAGUUUGAGUUUUCCCAUUACUUCCUGGAGAUAGGUUAAAAAAAAAAAAAAGAAAAGAAAUUUUGUUUUCUCAUUCCAUUAUAA
Messenger RNA from Choloepus didactylus (southern two-toed sloth), 6812 nucleotides. It is a transcript of the gene MEGF10, whose product is annotated as multiple EGF like domains 10. The record is from RefSeq and is a predicted model, not a curated record. Gene Ontology annotation, molecular function: protein binding. NCBI's taxonomy places the organism in Eukaryota, Metazoa, Chordata, Mammalia, Pilosa, Megalonychidae. The transcript has 26 exons. The coding region runs from base 770 to 4264 and encodes 1164 amino acids. Gene Ontology annotation, cellular component: membrane.